Molecule: messenger RNA, 3114 nt
Organism: Cataglyphis hispanica
Lineage: Eukaryota; Metazoa; Arthropoda; Insecta; Hymenoptera; Formicidae
Gene: 5-HT2A
Product: alpha-1D adrenergic receptor
Exons: 10
Coding region: 745-2670 (641 amino acids)
Biological process (GO): chemical synaptic transmission; G protein-coupled receptor signaling pathway, coupled to cyclic nucleotide second messenger; serotonin receptor signaling pathway
Cellular component (GO): dendrite; membrane
Molecular function (GO): serotonin binding; neurotransmitter receptor activity; G protein-coupled serotonin receptor activity
Source: RefSeq, a predicted model, not a curated record
CCUCAGUAUGAUCCGCGCGGUCCGAGCGCGAGUACGCGUGCAUUCCAGCCUAUUAUUUAGUUAGUUUCAUCGCGAGACUAUUUCGUGAAAAAAAAAAAUGCUGAUAUUUGUGAAAAGAAUUAAAGUUGAAGAGAUUUUAGAGAUUUUUUACGAUUACCGAAACAAGCGAUUGUGUCCUUAAAAUACGUUACUCUUUCUCUUUACUUCCUUCUUUCUUUUGACUUUAAAAAAAAAAAUUUAAUUGAUAUAUUCCCAUAAAAUAAUCUUUGUGGAGACAUUUACUUGCAUCACACAAGUCGCAAGGUCUCAGAAAGGGAAUGGGGGUGGCAAAUCGUGGACAAGCAAAUAAACAUUUACUUUUACUGUUUUGCCAUCUGACAGAACUGUGUCGAAAGAAUCGAGGAGAGAAAGGAACUAUCUCGACUCGAUAUGAAAUCGUGAGUGAAAAUUUCGCGGAGCAAGCGAGAUAUGUGUCUCAGUGUUGCCGUGGGUUCGAAAAAUGAACAAACUCCAGCGACGGCGAAACGAGAGUGUCGAUGGCGUCGAGACGCGAGCGACAGAGAUUGGAAAAGACGGGGAUGAAAGAAGGAAAACAAAAAUGCGACUUUAAUCAAUCAUCUUAUAAUAAAUUUCAUUGUCGUUAGGAAUACCUUGAACCGGCAUAAGGACAUCGUUCCAGCCUGUUUCACAUUGCAUCGAUCGUGACUGACAGUAAUAAUUCCAAGGACUCCUUCGAGGCUCGUCAUGCUGGUCCCGGAAGGCAAUUUUACAUCUUGGGUUAGCAACUGGACGACGAUCUUGCACCAGGUGUCUUGCAACGACACCUUCGGUAGCUGCGCCGACGAGUGCGAUACCGCUUCCGGCGAAUUCGAUCAUCUCUGCACCACAAUCGGAAGAGAAACCUUUGCUAACUCCUCUUCGAUGACCCUUUUCUGCACGCCCUGCGAUUAUGCCAGUUGCAACGUGUCCUUGCUGCUCAACAGCCUCGAGAGCAUCGAGGGCGUCUUCCUAUCUAGGAUACCAAUGAGAAAUUGCAACGCCACGUCCUUCGACGAGGAAAUUCUUGAAUGUUCGCCGGUCGGCGGUAUCGCCGAGGAUUUGGCCGUGACCUGCGCCCAUCGAUCCAAGAUCGGCAGCACUGCCGAGACGAAGAUGCGUCGCUUCGACUGGAGCUUCCUGUUCGUAGCAGUCUUUAUAGCCGCCGGCGGUCUCGGCAACAUAUUGGUUUGUCUAGCCGUGGGAUUGGACAGGAGACUCCACAAUGUCACCAACUAUUUCCUGUUGUCGCUGGCGGUAGCCGAUCUUCUCGUCAGCCUCUUCGUCAUGCCUCUGGGUGCCAUACCGGGCUUUCUGGGUUACUGGCCAUUCGGAGUGAUGUGGUGUAACGUGUAUGUGACAUGCGACGUGCUCGCAUGUUCGGCCAGCAUAAUGCACAUGUGCUUCAUCUCCCUGGGCCGUUACCUGGGCAUCCGUAAUCCGCUCAGGACACGUCACACGUCUACCAAACGGAUGGUGGGUUUCAAGAUCGCCGCUGUCUGGUUGCUGGCCAUGUUGGUCUCCAGCUCCAUCACGGUGUUAGGCAUCAUCAAUCCCUCGAACAUCAUGCCGCAUCCGAGGGUAUGCGUUAUCAAUAACCGAGCGUUCUUCGUGUUUGGCUCCCUGGUCGCCUUCUACAUCCCCAUGAUCGUUAUGGUAGCGACUUACGUGUUGACGGUGCAGCUAUUGCGCAAGAAGGCGCGAUUCGCGGCCGAACAUCCGGAAGGUGAUCACUUUCGUCGAUUAGGCGGCAGAUACGCAUCCGCAAAAACGUCAUCAUCCACGGCGUCAUCAUCGUCCACUAUCACCACGUCCACCGCCAUGAGAUCGUCCUCUUCGUCGGCGAGAUUGAUCCGUACUUCCGGUUACAGCGCUGAAAAGGAAAGCGACAAAUGCGGAGGUAUGAGAAAGGUCCUGCCACAUCUAAAGUUAACAGUGAAUGGCGCCGGAAGCCCUGCUCCAGGAUCACGGCUCAAGUUGAAAGUGGAUCAGGCAACCCAAACGCCGGAGAACAUCGCGCGCGAAACACGAAACUUCACCCUCAGGGCCUUGAAACUGCAAUUGAACGUCACGCCCAACAACCUAAACCUCAGAUUCCUGGCAGGACGAGCGAAGAAAAGAUCCUUGGCCGCAAACGCGGUAGCGACGGAACAGAAAGCGAGCAAGGUUCUGGGCCUAGUGUUUUUCACCUUCGUGUUAUGCUGGGGGCCGUUCUUCCUGCUUAAUAUCUUCUUCGCUGCGUGUCCCGCGUGUUCUGUGCCGAAACACGUGGUGGACACGUUCCUCUGGCUGGGCUACGUGUCUUCGACAAUCAAUCCGAUCAUUUAUACCAUUUUCAAUAGGACUUUCCGCGCCGCGUUUAUCCGCUUGUUGAAGUGCAAAUGCUCGAGGUCUGUGAGGCCUUCGAGAUAUCGUUUCGGUACGGAGAGCGGAAGGGGGGCAAUGGGCCUGUGCACGUCGGGUGCUCUUCCACUGGCCAUUAGCCUUCAGGGUACACCUUUAUUAAGCCCAACACCAAAUCCCACGCCGACACCGGCGUCAGAAAGCUCGUUCAUGACGAUGAUGCAUCGUACACCGAGUUCACUCUACCGAGACACCUUUUUAGUUCACGAACCCGAUCAGGGCAAUCAUUAACCUCGUCCAUUAAUUAAUUAAUUUCGUAAUGAGAGAAUAUACUGCGCAACACGAUUUUUGCAGCGAGAAUAAUUGAUUUUAGUUAAAAAAAAAACAGUGUACAAAUAAAUUUUACCAUAUAAAUGAAUAUGGAAUUGUUUCUUAGAAAAAGUAUGUAUAUAUAUUUUAGUUUGCAUUUUAGUUUCCUAAUUCUAAACAUUUUUGAGUCAACUAAAAUCACACACACACACACACACACACACAGACAUACAGUUGAGAGUAACUGAGUGGCUUUUCAAACUAACUAAAAUCAUCCAAUAGAAGAAGGAGAAGAAAAAAGUUUCCUAAGUUUGUUAUCCAUCAAAAAGAACUGCGGAAUAUUUUAAUACUUGGCAAAUUUUUUUUAAAGUUCUUUAAUCAAUAAGUAUUGUAGAAAUCUCGCAAUUUUAGGAAUCCAUGUAUACA